GAAUGAUAUCAACAAACCAUCGAGACGAAUUACUACCGACACACGUGGAUACGACUACGAGUGUGUUUGGAAUUGGAAACAGAAUUAACUUAUGACAUAAAGAAAUGGUUACUGGUGCUUGAUAACUUUGCUACAUUGGUGUGAUUGUGACAACCGAGCUGCAAAGAUGGCCAGGUUACGGUCCAAGAUCGAGAAGACGUUCACCUUGAUCCUCAGUAUACUUGAAAACGCCUUCAACUCCGGCAUCUUCUACGGAUGGCCGUCUCUCGUAUUCAUCCUCAAACAGCAACAGUUCUUCCGAGAAGGGUGCGAUGAUGUCCUUUCCCCGGACGUCGUUUUCUCCAACGAUUCCUUCGGAUAUGGGACAUCGUCCCCUGAAGUGACCGAUUCUCAAUACAUUCUCUCCGGCAACGAUUCUGGACACGAGAAUGGAUUAGAUGAUCCCAUGCUCCCGUGUGCCUAUCAGGAUAGCAAGUUCCAGCUGGUGUUUACGGUAGCAGCAUUCUGCAUGCAGGGCUCGGUGUUUCCAAGUGGUCUCCUCUUUGACAAAAUCGGCACUAGAUUUGUACGGAUCUUGUUCAGUUUCUUCAUUCUAGCAGGUUUUCUGUUUCUUGGGUUCAGUACACCAGAGAAGGCUAACUUUCUGUUUCCAGCAGGCAUCUUGAUCGGUAUCGGAGGCAUCCUGAUGAUGGUCUGCAGUAUGCAGGUUUCCAAUCUGUUUGGUCCUAACAAGGCUACUGUGAUGACUCUGAUGAGUGGCUGCUUUGAUUCCUCGGCUGUCGUUAUGCUUAUUGUAAAGUUGAGUUACGAGGCCGGUCUGCCGAUGUCGACGGCCUUCUUCAUCCUCGCCGGGGCGACCAUCUUCUUCAACAUCAACACGUUCAUCCUGUUGCCAGCGAAACGCAUCCCCUGGCCCCUCCCGUCCGGCUACGUUCAGGUCAAGAGAGGCUGCGGAGAGGUCAAGGAAAAAGAGGAUGAAAUGACCCAAGAAGAACUUGACAUGAAAGUUACUAAUGGGAACGGCACCGCCUCUGAGAAGGGGAAGCUCAAUGGAGAGGGGGCUGCUGUGAACAGAUCUGAUAGAAGAAAGUCAUCUGGAGUUAAAGCCAAUGGAUCAACAAGAAGGAAGUCUCGAGUGAUUCAGGCGGAGGCCGAGGCGUGUAAAAAGCAGUACUUUCCAACGAUACGCUCCUGCAUCCUCUCGCCUCUCUUCUGGCUCCUGGUGGCGUGGAUCUCCAUCCUCCAGCUCCGUCUGAUCUUCAUGAUCGGAACCCUCAACCCCUGGCUCAACAGACUGAGUAACAACGAUGAACAAGUUGUGAGCAAGUACACCAACGUCUUCUCCCUGAUCCAGUUCUGUGGGUUUGUUGUGGCUCCUCUUGGAGGACUUCUCCUUGAUCGUAAUAAGAUGACCACAGGAUGGUUCGCCAACAAGCAUCUCGACAAGAGAAGUCCCUAUUCUGACCUGAAGGACACCUGCUUCCCGUUAGCCCUGACGACCAUCCUCUUCACCAUCUUCUCCGUCUGUAUCGUCAUCCCAAAGCUGGAGCUGCAGUACCUGACCUUCAUCAUCCAAGUGGUCAUCAGGUCGUUCCUCUACGGUCUCUCUGUGGCUGUGAUUCCAAUCAUGUUUCCACAGGAGUAUUUUGGUACUCUCUUUGGUGUGAUGGGGUCCUUCGCUGGUAUUUUUGGUCUUCUUCAGUAUCCAAUCUUCAGCAUCCUUCAAAACGUGCUCAAUAGUGACCCUUUCAUUCUCAAUAUCUGCUUCAUUGUAUUCAACCUGCUGACAGCAAGCCUUCCCAUCUACAUCUGGAUGUUUGUAAGGAGGAAAGAAAAACAGUUGAAGCUAGAGAGAGAAGAAGAAUUAAUAGAAGAGAAGUACACGAUCCUACCUCCCACUUCACCUACACAUGUCUGAGGAACAGUUUGUUUUUUUGAGCGAAAGUCUGUGUGUCGGCCAUGUUUAAACCUUGACUCGGUGCGUCCAGUUUGGUCCAUCGAUAUAUCAGGUGCCAGGGGUGAAACUAUUCAUUCUGUUCAAAUUGCUGUGAUCAAGUAUUGAUUUUAAAGUAUGAUUAGAGUGCCCAUGUCUGCGUAUAGGUACUCAUUCCUGCAUGAUUCUGAUAAAACAAAACAUGCAACCGACACAGAAUAUCCGUUUCUAUCACAGUGAUACACUUUCAUUUAAAAAACAAGUAAAAAUAGAUAAGAAAUUUGUAAUA
Molecule: messenger RNA, 2222 nt
Organism: Strongylocentrotus purpuratus (purple sea urchin)
Lineage: Eukaryota; Metazoa; Echinodermata; Echinoidea; Camarodonta; Strongylocentrotidae
Product: solute carrier family 43 member 3
Exons: 11
Coding region: 167-1918 (583 amino acids)
Biological process (GO): transmembrane transport
Molecular function (GO): transmembrane transporter activity
Source: RefSeq, a predicted model, not a curated record